Molecule: messenger RNA, 2656 nt
Organism: Cylicocyclus nassatus
Lineage: Eukaryota; Metazoa; Nematoda; Chromadorea; Rhabditida; Strongylidae
Source: the annotation of a GenBank genome assembly
GGUAGAUGUCCAAAUCUGUCUCAAUACCCCUAGCUCUCAGUGAACUAAAGCGAUGUUCACUUAAACGUUUGAGUUCUCAUAGAGAGCACCGAGACACUACCCUAAACGGAUUCGUCAUUUCCGUAGCUGACGUAGCAAAUGGGGUUCGAGUUUAUGGCACAGCUGCCGAACGAGCUGGUCUCACGGUCGGAGAUGAAAUACUUGCUGUAAAUGAUGUCGAGAUUGAAGGAAAAUCCCAUGAGGAAGUUGUUAAAUACAUCCAAGAGUGCAUUCGGUCAAGGAUAAUACAACUGAAAGUCCGUCGAAAAUCCAUGGACAAAACAGAUUUGCCAACGCCAAGCGAACCAACCGUGACUGAAGCGUAUUUGGUGUCAGUGAACAAAGACCGUAUCAAAGAAGUUACGAAACGGUUGAAAAGGAAAAAUCCAUCUGUAAAAACGUUUGACAUGGAAUCAAUUGCAUCAGAACCAGCAACAUCAUGUCAAAAUCCCUCCACAGCAUCUCAGCAUCUCCAAGUGAACGAUCGCUUGAAACUCUAUGAAUCGGAUGUAAAAACACGAAUGUCGCAGAAAGCACAAAGAGAAAAGGAAAACGACUUCUUGAGGUCUUCGCUCCGGCAGUCGAAGAAAUUGCAGGCUUUAGCUGCAACCAAAGAGAAGACAGUGUGUAUAGAUAUGCCUGAUUUGAACCCAGAUGGAAAAUCUGGUGCUAAAACUAUAAAUGGAUAUGAGAAUCAAUGUUAUGACCAAGGCGACACGACAAUCAGUGAAAAGCUGGAAAGUAACAAUAAUCAAGCUAUACCUUUACAACAAGUUAUCGUAUCUGUGGAUCGAAUAACGGAUCAUCUUUCGAAGGUGGAAGGGAGGGAGGAGGAGUCGAAAAUUUUGCAUGAGUACUUUCAUUCGAAGCCUGUGCAGGCAGCUAUUGAAGCUGUUGCAGUUCAUCGGAAGGGAGACGAGGAAAGAAAACAAGAGGAAUCCACCCAUGUCCCGAAUGGUACCACCGCUGUUGUGUCAGAUGCGAAAACCUCCGAGCCAAAUGUGCACGUGGUAUCGCUCUUCAAGCGUGAAGACAGCUAUCUGGGUGCCACGGUUCGAAACGAAGACGACCGCAUAGUCGUAGGUCGAGUCGUCAAAGGCGGAGUGGUGGAGAAGACAGGGCUACUCAAAGAAGGUGAUGAGCUGUUGGAAAUGAAUGGCAUCGAUCUUCGAGGCAAAAACGUAUCUGAGGUCUGCGAGCUGCUACGUAACAUUGCCGGGGAAAUCCGAUUCGUGGUCUCUUCACCAGUUCAAGAGCAACGGAAGAAAACACCACCUUCUUCUAAUGUGAAAUAUAUGCGAGCAUUGUUUGAUUAUGAUCCUGAGGACGACAUUUAUGUUCCCUGCAAAGAGCUUGCUCUGAAAUUUCAACGAGGAGACAUUUUGCAUGUGAUGAGCACGGACGAUGAGAAUUGGUGGCAAGCCUACCGAGAAGGAGACGAUAACACUCAAUCGUUAGCAGGACUCAUACCAAGUUCCAGUUUUCAUCAGCAAGUGGUGAUGUAUAUGGACGAGAUGGACAGGGAUACAAAGCCAAAAUGUCGAACCGAUUCAAAAAAGAGAUUACAUGAGGUGAUUCGUACACUCGGACGCAAAUCCUCGAAAGAAGUGCAACGAAGUGCGGAUGAACCUACUCCAAAUAACAUCGGCUACCAUUCAGAUCUUCUAACUUACGAAGAAGUGGUGCUGUAUCUGGCUCGAACAGACCGAAAACGAACGUUAAUUCUUUGUGGUCCAGAAGGAGUUGGCUGCUUGGAAUUGCGGCAACGAUUGUUAGAAUCGGACAGAGAUCGGCUAGCUGGUCCCAUGCCUUAUACUACUCGUCCGCCGAGAGAUGGGGAACUUGAUGGCAUUCACUAUCACUUCAUUUCACGGCAACAAUUCCUGGAUGACGCUAAGGCGGGAAAAUUCGUCGAAUUUGGUGAAUUCGAAAAGCAUAUGUAUGGCACGGCUGUGAACGAUAUUAUAAAUGUUAUUCGAAGAUCGAAAACUUGCAUUCUGACGCUGAAAGCAGAGUCGUUGGUUGCUGUUCGAACAGCUGACAUCAUGCCAUUCAUACUUUUUGUCGCUCCACCAUCGUUGCAAACGUUGCGUAGACAAAAGGAAUGUGCUGGACAAUUUAGUGUAAAAGAUGAUGAAUUAAAAGCGAUUCUUACACAAGGAAAACAUAUCGAACAGAAGUUCGGUCACCUCUUCGACAGCAUAAUUGUGAAUACGGAUUUCGACAAAUCCUUAACCUAAAUAAAGGCGGUCCUGAAACGACUGGAAACCGAACCACAGUGGGUACCGGCAGAAUGGUUAUCGUGAUUCUUCAUCGAAAAAAUGCUUUCUCUCCAAAUACGGGCAAUUUUCUGCUUCGCUUCCUCGUAUCACUGCUCUAUUAUCAUCUGUACACUGAAGUUUGCAUUCCCAUUUCAUUACCUACCCUAUUUUCCGAAUUGUUGUAUACAAGGUAUUCUCGAUUUCUACUAUCCAUUUCCUAGUCGAAAUGAUCCCAUACAGAAGGGUAAACGUUGUGAUUCCGUCUUUAUUCCUAGGCUUGACUACUGUGAUGUUGUACUUAUGCAUAAUGUAAGCAUUUUUGGAACUGUGCUAAAAAAUAAAGUUCUUAAUCUGCC